Messenger RNA from Micropterus salmoides (largemouth bass), 930 nucleotides. RefSeq names its product G-protein coupled receptor 4-like. Gene Ontology annotation, molecular function: G protein-coupled receptor activity. Gene Ontology annotation, cellular component: membrane. Bases 1 to 930 code for a protein of 309 amino acids. The transcript is spliced from 4 exons. The record is from RefSeq and is a predicted model, not a curated record. NCBI's taxonomy places the organism in Eukaryota, Metazoa, Chordata, Actinopteri, Centrarchiformes, Centrarchidae. Gene Ontology annotation, biological process: positive regulation of Rho protein signal transduction; phospholipase C-activating G protein-coupled receptor signaling pathway.
AUGGAAGAUUACUACAUUACCAGCAGCUCACAGGACCAAAGCUACGGUUACAGCAGCACCACCUCCAAAUACCACAUUGACCCUGUAGAAGUGGUGACAUGCAUAAUCGUUGCUGUCGGCCUUCCUCUGACCCUGGUGGCCAUCUAUGCUCUUUAUUCUAUGGUGAGAAGAGAUCAUGUUGCUCCCAUCUACGUCAUCAACCUCCUCAUUAGUGACCUGAUUCAGUUCUGCUGUAUGAUCGUUUGGGUGGCAUCAGAUGUGUAUGGAAAGAUAUUUCACAUCUUCUCAUUAAUUUACCUCACUUCUCUGAUUGCCAGUGUUUGCUUCAUGGUCUGCAUCUCCCUGGAAAGGUAUUUGGUCAUCGCCCACCCACUGUGGUACCGCUUCAGACGAACCAUCAAGACCUUUGUGGUGGUCUGUGUCCUGGUCUGGGUCCUUCCACUUCUCUUUUUGUUAAUUUGUUGGCUUUAUGGUGUGACUCUACACAUAUUCUUCACUGUCCUCCUCGUCCUCUUCCUCAUUCCCUUCCCUCUGUUAAUAUUCUCCCUGGUUGGGACCCUCAAAGCCCUGUCUGCUUCCAUCUCGGUCCCCUCUGAUGAAAAACGACGAAUUGUGGGGAUUUUGGUUCUGGUGCUGCUUAUUUACACUCUGCUGUUCCUGCCCAGCAUCAUUUUGUUAUUGGGAGGAUAUCACUGGACCCUAGAACUCCUGUAUCUCAUCUUUGUUAAGUUGAGUCCUCUUGCAGACUUGGUCCUGUAUGUGUUCAUGAGGAAAGGGUUCAUAGACAAGCUUUUGGCCUCUGACAUCAGUGAGCUGUUUUACUGCUCGGACUGCUGCUAUAUUUCCUGUAAACCACCAGAUGGCAGUGUGCCGGCUGAGUUCACUGCCCACAAGCUGCAUGAAGCUCUGCUCAGCCCACACUGGUUCUGA